GCAGUGGCAAUAUGGAACUAUUUAUUUUGAAAAGUCACAUAAUCGGUUCUGCGUAUCUACACUUUGUUCUGUGUAGAAAUUCUCAUUCGAUGAAAACAAGACAAAGAUAGGUUAAGUGGAGACCGAAAAUUCCUAACCCUUAAGGUUCUUGAUCGUUGACGUACCUAUCGAAAUUUCCAUCGUUUAAAGUCUCGAUAUCACACUCGGAUGUCCUACCUGCCUAUGGACUUGUUGAGACCAAAUUUCCUUCUUUAUAAGCCUGAGGACUAAUUUGGAUGAAUAUAUGUGGAGCAGCCAUCUUCCUUCUCCUCCUCAAUAGGAUGAGAUGUUUGCUUGCCCAAGGUAAAACGGGUCCGGAGCAAUUUGAUAUUCAACUAUCCGAUGGAACGACCCCGUACGAAGGCGUUGUGCAAAUUUUCAUCAACGAUGAAUGGAUGUCUAUCUGCGAUGACUCCAUGAAUUUCAAGACAGCUAACGUUCUUUGCCGGAUGCUCGGGCAUGGGUCGGCCAUCAGCUACCACUGUUGUGGAGAACUAGGGACUGGAUGGGGCGAGUAUGUGCUUGAUGCUGUCCGUUGCGAGGGCCACGAAAGUAGCAUUGAAGAGUGCCACUAUUUGGUCAAAGAGCACUAUUAUGACGAAUCUAUGAUAUCAACUUAUUUCUGUGCCCACGAGGAGGAUGUGGGGCUUACAUGCAACCCAGCCCAGGUACGAUUGAAAGGCGGAUCAUACGGUCCAACGAUGCAUGAGGGGAAGGUUGAGAUCCUUCGCGAUCAGGAAUGGUUGGCCAUCUACGCAGAGUCCAUGGAUUUCAAUCUCGCCGUCCUACUGUGUCGAAUGUUGGACUACCAUACGGCCAAAGGCUUUCGCGAUCACGAGCGAACUGGGCAUCACCAAGAUGACGUCGUCAACGGCUCGUUCAAAUGCACGGGGGAAGAGAUGCACUUCAACGACUGUCCGUUUUCCAGUGGCGGAAUUGAUCACAUUAACAAUAGGAACCGUGUUGCGUGGCUCACCUGUCUCUCUUUGCCAGUCAAAGUUCUUACCUCAUCAAGGCGACAACAGGGGCUCGUGCAGGUAUACUACGGCACCGCGUGGGGCAAAAUAGCCUUCAACUCGUGGAGCAUGAAUGAAGCCAACGUGGUCUGUCGCAUGCUGGGCCAUGAUGGGGCCUCGGAAGCCACACGUGUCGAGGCCUGGUCGAUGUAUGACUCUGUGGUUCUGGAGUGGGUUCACUGUAAUGGCACAGAGAUUAACCUUGCGCAUUGUAACAUGUCUGAGUUUGUGAACAGAGAUGCCGGGGAUGAUUUACAUUUUGCUGGUGCUACCUGUAUUGGAGAACCUUCCAAACCUUUCCGACUCGCCGGAGGUCGUGAUCCUAGCGAAGGCAGGCUGGAAUUGUUUCAAUACGGCUAUUGGGGAACCAUGUGCGCUUCUCCAGUCGAGUUCAACCGCUUACAGCAAUACGGCAUGAACUCCGCUCGCUUGAUCUGUCGCAAGUUAGGCUACCCGGACGCACUGGAAUCGCAUUGCUGCGCACACUUUGGGCCCGGCGUAGGGGGCAUUUACGUUGAAUUGCCAGCCUGCGGUGUCAAGGAUACAGAUAUAUUGGCAUGUCCUAUGUGGUAUGAUACCAGAGGCAGGUGCAAUCACUUCCAUGACUUCGGGGUCACUUGUCAGAAGAACCUUGAUCUGGAAGUCCGACUUGUUGGUGGUAAAGACCGCAGUGAGGGUCGUAUUGAAGUUCUCUACGAAGGUGCAUGGGGGACAAUAUGUGACGACAACUGGGACCAGAACGACGCCAACGUUGUGUGCCGCAUGCUAGGGUAUGACAGAGCAGAGGGUUACUCCUGCUGUUCGGGUUACGGAGAGGGUGCCGGAGACAUUGUUUUCGACGAUGUCGAAUGCGACGGAUCAGAGGCCAAUAUUGGACACUGUCCAAGGAACAAACUUCGAUCACAUGACUGUACCCAUGCUGAAGAUGUUGGUGUGAAGUGUUUCGGCAAGGGUCCAGAACUUGACUCGACGACUACAGCUGACAUUCAUCUCCCUACCAACCCUGAUGAAAAUGAUAGGACCAAUUACAACAAAUGGCAGCUCUCACCUAACAAGACACUCGGUCUGAUGAUAACCUUGAUCAUGAUGUUUUUGAUCGUUAACAUUGCGAUCGUAGUGCUUUCCGUUAGGAUACACCAAUACAGAAGACGAAACACUCAUAUGUUUUAGGUGGUGUCGGCAGUAAUGGUCUCCGUGAUCAGGUUCGAAUUUCGGAUUGGAGUAUCUUCUCAAACUCACCCAACGAUUAGGCCUACAAUGCCCGCUCUACAACCAAACGUAUCCACAUGAUGAAGGCAGGAGCAGCAGCUGGAUCCACGUAUCUUGCUUUUACUUGCAUCUUUACGUGUUAGAUUUGCUACACGUGCCUCACGUUUGUAGCAUACACUACAUCCCCUUCCACAGAAAAUUUCGAUUCUACUACUACUAUUAAUUAAUUUCCUUCUUUGCCUUCUUCUUCUUCUUCGUAGUAGUAGUAGUAGUAGUAGUAGUAGUAGUAGUAGAAGAGGGAGAAGUAAUAGUAGUAGUAGUAGUAGUAGUAGUAGCAGUAGUAGUAGAAUGAGGAGACGAAGAAGAAGAAGAAGAGAAGAAGGAGAAGGAAAAGGAAACGAGGAGGAGUAUAGCUGUGAUUCCAAGAGCUGUUUCUUAUCCCCCAAAAACACAUAAAGACGGAAAGUACCUUUUUUUAAUAUGCCAUAUCAAAUUUAAUUAUAUAACUCAGCAAAUUUACCAAAACAUAUCAUGAAGUGAGAGGAGAAGCAAAGUGUUCCCAAUUGACAUUUGGAAGGGAAAUCAAUAGUAGAAUUCCAGAUAAUUUCUUAAAUCCUUACAAAAAGGUGCAAUUCAGCCAUUUUCAUUUGCGGAAUUCGAGCACAUUCUUAAUAAACAUGAUAAAUGUAAUUCCAAAACAAAUAAAUCUAACAAUGAACCAUUUCCCAGAAAUAAUAAUGAUGGUAACACAGCUUGAGGUUAACACUUAUAGCUCGGUCUUCAAAGGACUAUCUUUCCCGAUGCGAACUACCAGUGCUUCCCCCAACGUAAGUUCCAACGCUUCGAGGUUGACCGUUUCACCAUUCCGAUCCAUCCGUGAACUUAUCUCGACCACGCCCUCACUGGAGUUUAUCGUAACCCCAUUGGCUCGAAUUGUGCUGACGUAAUCACCAAUCACAAUGGUUUUCUUUCCUAAGUGAAUAGCUACUAGAUAAGACGGUUGAUCUGAUUCGUCAGGGUUUGGUCUGCGUAGAAAGGAGAAAAUAUCGUCGGAGACAAUGCCGUAGUCCAUGGUAUUGGUGUGGAAUGCCGGGCGCUGCUUACGGAUUCGGGCCAAUGCUUUGUAGAGACUAAGCACUGAUGUGGGGUCUUUUUGCUCGGACUGUAAAAUGAAUAAAACGAGAGAUCUUUACAAACUAA
Molecule: messenger RNA, 3464 nt
Organism: Lytechinus pictus (painted urchin)
Lineage: Eukaryota; Metazoa; Echinodermata; Echinoidea; Temnopleuroida; Toxopneustidae
Product: deleted in malignant brain tumors 1 protein-like
Exons: 9
Coding region: 276-2225 (649 amino acids)
Cellular component (GO): membrane
Source: RefSeq, a predicted model, not a curated record